AACAAACACAUUUCUGACAAAAACAACAUCUGCCAGAAAAAAAUCACAAAAAUUCAGAAAAAAUCCUCCAUUGCAUUUGAAGUUUUUCUAGUGGAAUAGAAAAUUGGGAUUGUAAAAUUCUGUUGAUUUUUGCUUCUUAUCAGUUUCCGCCACUUUUGCAAACUACGUAAUAGGUGCAAUGGAAGACAACUCUUCGAGCGAUGACGAAAUUAAGGAUUCUCCUUUGAGCCCUAAAUUAGGAGGUAAGAAGUUGAAACUGAACGACGGGAGCUCGCAAGACAGCCUCAAGGAGACAGCUUCGUCCAGUAAAGGUGAAAAAGACGAGAAUGUCGACAGCGGGGUGUCUGCGGAUAAAUCUGAGAGCACUAGCAGCGAGGAUAGAGGUGUGGGGACGGAAGGGCCUUCUAAUGAAGUGGUUAACGUAGCGCCGUCGAGUAGUAACAUACGGACUAUAUUAUUAAAUAUUCGCCGUCCGAAGAGGGGCAGGAAUUAUAGGAAGAGAAAAACUCCAGACAGAGAUUCCGACAGCAAUGACUCGUCGAGAGACUCUGAUGAUUUAUCAGCGGAGGAGAGUGCUCAGGAGUCCAGACAAGCUAAUAACAGUAAUUCAGAUGCUGAGAGCGAGGAUAUGCAAAGAUUCAUGGCCACAUUUUCUGAUGGAUCUCCUAGCAACAGUUCAAAUACUUCAUCAGAUGACGCCAGUUAUGUGAGUGAUGACAUGGUGCACAUGCAAUCUGGAGACACCGAUAGUGAUGAAGAGGCUGUAUGGAACCGAUCCAAUGAGGAUAAUGAUGAGAAUGACGAAGACAAGAUGAAACCACCGAGUGUACUCACUAAGCCUAGGCCUAAACAUAACUAUUUGAUGUUGAGAGAAUUAAUAAACCGCGAGAUGGGGCUGACAUUUCCCGCGGGUAAAACGACCAAAAACGACGUGUUGUUUGAGCAGAAGUUCUACGGCUCCCUACAUGUAGUUUACAGACUGAAGAAACUACACCAACUGUGCAAACACAAAGGCUGUGUCAAUUCCAUCAAUUUUCAUCCUGAAGGCCACCUCCUAGCCUCGGGAUCCGACGACACGAACGUAGUGGUGUGGGACUGGGCGCGCAACGCAGCCCUGCAAACGAUCAAGACUGGCCACAAAUCCAACGUCUUCCAGAGCAAGUUCCUCUAUCUGAACGCGAGGAGUCAGCUCAAUAUUGUCACUUGCGCAAGAGAUGGACAGGUCCGCCUGCUGCAGUGCCCGCCGAGCGGCGGCGCGUCCGUGUCCCGGCGCCGCCUGGCGUCGCACUCGCGCGCGGCGCACAAGCUGCACGUGUGCGCCGCCGAGCCGCACCUCGUCGUGUCCGCCGGCGAGGACGGGCUCGUCAUGCAGUGUGACGUCAGAGCGGAACACGCCUCCAGAUUGUUCCAAGUAAAGGACGAGAUGGUGACAAUACCGCUGUACAGCGUGUGUGGCCACCCGUUAGACCCCAGAGAGCUGCUGGUGGCCGGCCGGGACAAGUUCGUCCGCGUCUACGACAGACGGAAGUCUUCCAAACCUGUGGCGACGUAUUGUCCUUCUACGUUUGAACAACAUAACGGCAACGCAAAGAAGAAAGUUCGUCUUUCAAUGAUGCAUUUAACGUGCGCAGUGUACAACCAUGAUGGCUCAGAGAUCCUCGGCUCGUAUAACGAUGAGGAUAUUUACUUGUUUGACGCCAAAAACGACGUGAUUGACAAAGAAAACCCGACGGAGAAGGAAGGUUACACCCACCGGUACAGCGGGCACAGGAACAGCGCGACUUUCAAAGGGGUCGCGUUCUUCGGACCGAGGAGCCAAUACGUGGUGUCCGGGUCAGAUUGCUCCUACAUCUACAUCUGGGAGAAGAACUCAGAGUCUAUCGUGCAGUGGAUGAAGGGGGACUUCAAUGGAGUUGUAAACUGCAUAGAGGCGCACCCAAGGUGUCCGGUGCUGGCGACCAGUGGCCUCGACAAGGACGUGAAAAUAUGGAUACCGAAGAACCACAAAGAACCAACUUACGAGGGAUUAGGAAAGGUGGUACGCGAAAAUGUGGUCUCGCAGCUCCGGAGUCCUCUGUUCAACGAUUUUUUACCUACACUAUAUAACGCGUGGCGCGGGGAAAACCGGGUGUUCACCGACGAGGACGGAGCCCCGGCCUACGGGAGCAAUAUCGAGUUCGACGGGAAUGUUUGCACGGCUUUCUAGGGCCCGCUGUAAGGGUUUAAUUUAAAUACAGCGUCUUACACAACGACACAGCAGGAAGUUCGGUGGAUUGCGGGUACUUAGUUCAUCUUGCGAUAGAUAUACAAUCAAAGACCAAAAGAUCAGUCACUGAGUUAACAAAUCAUUUGUGAAUAGUGGUGAAACUAUGAAACAUUAGUCGUCAUAAUUACAAAAUUGAUUUUGUAGGUGUAGUCUGGUGUUGAAUCCGUGGUAGCCUAGUUGGUAGAACGCUUGCAUCUCACUAUGAGGUCGCAGGUUCGAAUCCAGCACAGGCCUAAACCAAUGAUUGUCGAAUUUGUUUUCGAAUUCAGGUUUGAAUCAGAAAUGAUUAUCACGUGCUCAGCGGUGAAAGAAAACAUCGUGAGGAAACCCACGUUCCCGAGACAUGCAAUUUGCGGAGGUAUGUGACCUAAACCUGUAUUGGGCUGGUUUUCCCUUCGCGGGUUGGAAUGUCAGACAGGUAGUCGCUUCUAUAAAAAACCGGACCUGUCAAAUCUUCAGGUUAGGUAAGCGGACCCUGUGAAAAACGGGAUAACGCUGGGGGAUGAUGUAGGUGUUUUUGGUCUAUUACAGAAAUGACACGUAAUCAGAAGGUCUUAAGUGCAACCAGUCAGUUAGUCUAUUACUUUGCAAGAAGCUGAGUCCAAUCCCCCUUACUCCUUAAUGGCUUACGGCCAUUAAGACUAAGGUAAGUCCCAGAGGGGGUGAGGUAAAUCUAAGCUCGGCGCCCGAUACGAAUUGGUGCGGGGCGAAGUUACCGUUCUAUGCAUAGUAUUAUUCCUUAUUCUAAGUUGUAGUUAACCCAACCACAGCAGCCGAUAGAGGAAUAGCGUCCUUUCUAACAUGAGGGACUAUUAUAUGGCCUAGUGGCUUAUCACCUGUCAGCCAUCAUAAUAUUCAUCAUAUACAUCUUAAUAUCAAAAGUAGCUGCAAGUUUUCUUCUGAUUACUUUUGGCUCUAAAGUCUUAAUCACUCUUCAAAUUCUGAACUGAAUUAGACGUGGGUAGACCUUAUUACCGUUAACGCAAAAACGUCCUAGAUACUUUGGGAUCUUUGCAAAUAUUCAUUUAGGACUUAUGUAUGUCGCGAACUUACGAACUGGAUAUUUGAAAAAAGAUAAAAGAUACUAGGAUAUUUAUGUUCAGGCUAAUGAUAUUGACUUCCUGUGAUGGAAGAACUACCCAUUUACUGGGUUUACAUUUACAUUAGAAUUUGAAUACCAUUAAAAAGUUGUAAGGUUGAUGGGUUUGGUAAUCCACCUCACAACCCAUACGAUAGAAGUUGUAGGAGUCUGGUACUGUAAUUAUCAUCAUUAUGGAAUUACAAGAAGCUGUAUUUAAACUAAUACCCAUCUGUGAAUAUUGUAUUUAGGUAAUACAUAAUUUGUUGUCAUAUUAUUAUAAAAACCAUCUUAUCCACUUUUUCAUAACUUUAAUGUGCAACUUAUAUUCAAAUAUUUGUCCAUUGUUAUUCUGCUAGCAUCCGCAUUUGUUUGAAAAGUAGUUGUUUUAUUAUAAAGGGAGAAAAUUUUAAAUGUUUAUUAAGUAUUUUAUUUAUGCCUAUAUUGUUAGACGAAAUUUUUUUAUGAUAUUUAUAAUGCCUGUGAUAAACUGAUUUAAAAUUUCGAAAUGUGAAUUUAAUUUUUCCUAUGUAAAUAGUUCUAAAAAGUUUUCUAUCUGAUUAAAUAAUAGCGUUAAGUAGCCAGUUUACUUUAUGUAUACAUUUACUAGUGCAACUUUGUAUGCUAAAGUAUUUGUUAUUAUAAUCAUUAACUGCUUAUAGAACAGAUUUCCCUAGAAAAAUAACUUAUUUUUCUUUUUGUAAUUUACCAAUAUUUAUAUAAAUACUCUUAGCCAUUGAUGACUAAGUAUACCAAUAUAUUAUUUCCAUUCUAUACUAUGUAAAAAUAUAAGAAAAUGUCAAGUGGAGACAGAAAUGAGACUUCAUUAUGAUUCAAAUAUAUUUUUCUAUUAAGAAAAAAAUACAUUUUAUUUGCAAGCGACAUUAAUUUGAUCAAGUUGUCGGAUUUCUUUUUUAACAAAAUUGUAUUUUAUUAAAAGCACCAGCUAUUUUGUACCGAUUAUCUGUUAAUUGCCCCAUGGACAUCAUAGAUAAGAGUCUUUUUAUUAAAUAAGUAUGUUACAGAACAUUUGUUAUAGUUGGCAAGAUACGACAUACUGUAGUGGUGUGCCAAUUUGUAUCAUAAGAUUUGUCUUUUUGCGAUGGCCCAUCAAAUGUAUCAUCAUAGCCAAUGUUAUAAACGUAAUUUGAUUCUAUUAUUUUUCUCAUAUUCCUUGCAUAAUAUGUUUGUAUUUUACUAUUCUUCACUGUGUGAUUGUCUCCGACUUGAAAGGAGAAAAAACAUUGUAAGGUUAGUCCCAAUUGUGUAAAUAAACAAUAAUUUUAAAUAAA
This is a messenger RNA of Pectinophora gossypiella (pink bollworm), 4636 nucleotides long. RefSeq names its product DDB1- and CUL4-associated factor 8. The record is from RefSeq and is a predicted model, not a curated record. Gene Ontology annotation, molecular function: protein binding. The coding region runs from base 179 to 2206 and encodes 675 amino acids. Gene Ontology annotation, cellular component: cytoplasm; Cul4-RING E3 ubiquitin ligase complex. NCBI's taxonomy places the organism in Eukaryota, Metazoa, Arthropoda, Insecta, Lepidoptera, Gelechiidae. The transcript has 11 exons.